This is a messenger RNA of Elaeis guineensis (African oil palm), 1010 nucleotides long. Its product is annotated as superoxide dismutase [Cu-Zn]. Gene Ontology annotation, molecular function: copper ion binding. The record is from RefSeq and is a predicted model, not a curated record. Gene Ontology annotation, biological process: superoxide metabolic process. NCBI's taxonomy places the organism in Eukaryota, Viridiplantae, Streptophyta, Magnoliopsida, Arecales, Arecaceae.
UGACCAUAACCCAUCAUCUGUCCCAUUUACAUAUGUGGUUGGUGGGUUGGUCUUCGCACCCUCUCUCUCCGCCCGAACGGGAGAAAGAAUAGUUGUCUUCUCCGCCGUCUCUCUCCCAUUCUUGUUCUCUUCUCCUCAAAGGGGUCGCCUGAGAUCACAUAAAAAAUGGUGAAGGCUGUUGCUGUACUUGGUGGCAGUGAGGGUGUCAAAGGCACUGUUUACUUCACCCAAGAAGGAGAUGGUCCAACAACAGUGACUGGAAGCCUCUCUGGCCUCAAACCUGGGCUUCAUGGCUUCCAUGUUCAUGCCCUUGGUGACACUACUAAUGGCUGCAUGUCCACUGGACCACAUUUCAAUCCUGCUGGACAUGAACAUGGGGCACCUGAAGAUGAGAUCCGCCAUGCUGGUGAUCUUGGAAAUGUGACUGCUGGUGAUGAUGGUACUGUUAAUUUUACCAUUAUUGACAGCAAGAUUCCACUGUCUGGAUCAAAUUCGAUUAUUGGAAGGGCUGUAGUGGUCCAUGCUGAUCCUGAUGAUCUUGGAAAAGGUGGACACGAGCUGAGCAAGAGCACUGGAAAUGCUGGUGGAAGAGUUGCUUGUGGCAUUAUUGGACUGCAGGCCUAAAUGUCUUGUUCUGGAUUUCUCGUCGGUUUGAGUUGGAACAGUCUUAUCAUGUACUUGAAGCGCUAGCUGACGUUUCCUUUCCCACAUGCUGGGAAGACACGCUUAUGUUGAAUAAGAAACCUUAUCUGAGUGUUUUGGCAUCUUUAAGCAGCUGCUACCAUGAAUCUUUUUCAAGUAUUUCAUUCUUGCUUCUUCCUUUCUGCCCAAUGUUUCAUAACAGUGUGUGCGCCAAAGCGUUAAAGCUUUCAGAAACUGGUCUGAACGACUAGAUCCGUUCUACGUAUAUUUUGCUUUAAUUUGGAAUCAUAGAUGUGGUAAGCUUUCAAAUCAGAUGCUGUAACUAGUAACCACAAAUUUUGUGCACGAACAAAUUUGCUGGCUGAAUC